Messenger RNA from Syngnathus acus (greater pipefish), 2735 nucleotides. It is a transcript of the gene gad2, whose product is annotated as glutamate decarboxylase 2. Gene Ontology annotation, cellular component: cytoplasm. Gene Ontology annotation, biological process: GABA shunt. The record is from RefSeq and is a predicted model, not a curated record. The transcript has 16 exons. Bases 1 to 1755 code for a protein of 584 amino acids. Gene Ontology annotation, molecular function: pyridoxal phosphate binding; glutamate decarboxylase activity. Lineage: Eukaryota; Metazoa; Chordata; Actinopteri; Syngnathiformes; Syngnathidae.
AUGGCGUCCCCGGGCUUCUGGUCCCUCGGUGCGGGGGACAAUUCGGGCAGCCAGAGUCCCAACACUCCCCGGGCUUGGUGCCAGGCGGCGGCCCAGAAGAUCUCCGGAGGGCUCGGAUCCAAAUUAUGUGCGCUCCUGAACGUGAACGAGGGGGACAAAGGUGCAGCCGAGCCCCCCGCCGCCAAGCAGCCGCCUCACGCGGCGGAGGGCAGCUGCGGAUGCAACAAAAGCUGCGACUGCGCCAAAACCGCCGUGCAAGGCUUCGCCGACCUCUACUCAACAGACCUCCUCCCGGCCAUGGACGGAGACGCCAGGACCCUGAGCUUCCUGCAGGAGGUGGUGGACAUCCUGCUGGCCUACAUCGUGGAGUCGUUCAACCGCGACACCAAAGUGAUCGACUUCCACUACCCUAGUGAGCUGCUGCAGAUGAACAACUGGGAGCUGCAGCACGAGCCCAGCACGCUGGACGACAUCUUGAUCAGCUGCCGCGCCACCCUCAAGUACGCCAUCAAGACAGCCCACCCCAGGUACUUCAACCAGCUCUCCACUGGCUUGGACAUGGUGGGCCUGGCUGCUGAUUGGCUGACGUCCACUGCCAAUACCAACAUGUUCACGUACGAGGUGGCUCCGGUUUUCGUGCUGCUGGAGUACGUGACGCUCAAGAAGAUGCGCGAGAUCAUCGGCUGGCACGAGGGCCGCGGCGACGGCAUCUUCUCGCCUGGUGGCGCCAUUUCCAACAUGUACGCCAUGCUGCUGGCCCGUUUCAAGAUGUUCCCUGAAGUCAAGGAGAAAGGAAUGUCAUCCGUUCCCAGGCUGGUGGCCUUCACCUCCGAACAUAGUCAUUUCUCCAUCAAGAAAGGAGCAGCGGCUCUUGGCAUCGGCACCGAAAGCGUCAUCUGCAUCAAGGCCGACCAAAGCGGCAAAUUGAUCCCUGCUGACCUGGAGCGGCGAAUCCUGGAGGCCAAAGAGAAGGGUUUUGUGCCGUUCUUCGUGAGCGCCACGGCGGGCACCACGGUCUACGGCGCCUUCGACCCGCUCAUCGCCAUUUCCGACAUCUGCAGGAAGUACAACGUCUGGAUGCACGUGGACGGUGCGUGGGGAGGAAGUCUGCUCAUGUCCAGGAGGCACCGCUGGAAGCUGGACGGCGUUGAGAGAGCCAAUUCGGUGACUUGGAACCCGCAUAAGAUGAUGUCGGUGCCGCUGCAGUGUUCUGCCCUGUUGGUGCGCGAGGAGGGCCUGAUGCAGAACUGCAACCAGAUGCACGCCUGCUACCUGUUCCAGCAGGACAAGCACUACGACCUGUCCUAUGAUACCGGAGACAAGGCGCUGCAGUGCGGACGUCAUGUGGACAUCUUCAAGCUGUGGCUCAUGUGGAGGGCCAAGGGCACCAUCGGGUUUGAGGAGCAGAUCGACAAGUGUCUGGAGCUGUCCGAGUACCUGUACAACAAGAUUAAGGACAGGGAAGGAUACCAGAUGGUCUUUGACGGAAAACCUCAGCACACCAACGUUUGCUUCUGGUAUCUGCCGCCCGGCAUGCGCUGCCUGGACGACAAAGAGGAGAAGAAGAAACGCUUGCACAAGGUGGCACCGGUGAUCAAGGCGCGCAUGAUGGAGUACGGGACCACCAUGGUAAGCUACCAGCCGCAGGGGGAUAAGGUCAACUUCUUCCGCAUGGUCAUCUCCAACCCGGCCGCCACCUUCCAGGACAUCGACUUCCUCAUUGAGGAAAUCGAGCGUCUGGGCCAGGAUCUCUAAAGGCCAUCCUCGCUGUAACUCGCCGCUGCGCUUUACCCCCUUUCAAAGCUAACCUUAGAUUCCAUUUGCCGUUUCAAAAUGGCGCGAGGAUGCUCUACACCCAAUUUCCAGCCAAAUUUUUCCCAUGGUUUCACCCGUCCCACACACUUUAAAAUAUAGACGUAAUCAAGCAAAAGUUUCGCAAGCAGUCUGUCCCUCCCAAUCGAGGUUUACGGUCCAACUGGUGCACUAAAGACAAUUUGACUUGUUAAACUCCAAAAUGCAGAAAACAAGCCCGCUAGCUUCUUGCUAACAUCAAAUGUGAAACACAAUCGGCAGGCUAAUGGAAAUGAGCCAAUUGUGGCACAAAGCGGAGCCGCUCCAAAUUUGCACUUGGAUGCGUACGAGGAAAUGGAUUACUUACAAGCGCAAUAUUCGAUACAUAAAUAUAGAUAUGUACAUACACACGCAUCUAUCUGUAUCUAGCUUUGCUGCGGACUGAUGCGGUCCAAAGCUUUGUACAAGUGCUUCUGUCCGCCAGUCUUGUCCCAAUCAACAAAUGCCAUAGAUUUGCUGUGACUUUAACUGUGCUAAUAUGUGAUCGUGUGCAAUAUGUCAUAUUAGCAUUAUUUUUCUAAUCGUUUUGACAUUGGUAUGACAAAAUCCUCUGUAGUAUAAAUGGGAUUUGUCCUCUUGAAACAAAACGCUGGGCUUUGCUCCCCUCCCGUGGUCAUCUAGGCCGAGCGCUAGCACCAUGGCUAAUUUGCCAAUGCUAAUGAAGGGCCGGUGACUCAAAAAGUGUUGAUGCCAGCUGUGAAACAAAUGCAUGCCAAUAGCUCAUGUGGGAAUGUAGGGGAAGGGGGGGCGGUCCCCCUUAAUUCAUUCUACAGCAAUAUUGAUCAUGUGACUGGUCAUAAGAAAAGCACAAUUAGCUCCACAAUCCCUUUUUGCUCUCACUCAGUAAAGUGUAAAUAGUGCAAACGUGUAGCUAGUACGUCAAA